Messenger RNA from Sycon ciliatum, 2344 nucleotides. Its product is annotated as splicing factor Cactin-like. The coding region runs from base 150 to 1850 and encodes 566 amino acids. Gene Ontology annotation, cellular component: spliceosomal complex; cytoplasm. NCBI's taxonomy places the organism in Eukaryota, Metazoa, Porifera, Calcarea, Leucosolenida, Sycettidae. Gene Ontology annotation, molecular function: protein binding. Gene Ontology annotation, biological process: mRNA cis splicing, via spliceosome. The record is from RefSeq and is a predicted model, not a curated record. The transcript has a single exon.
AACCCAUUUUCACACAAAUGUUUGAAAGCUUCCUUCUCUUGCAUGCUCUCUGGUUUAUUGUGACAUUGUCACCGUGAUUGUUGUCUUUGCAACGGUUUACGUGGGUAGAUUGUUUGCUUUGCCGUUGGGAGCCUCAUCUCCCUGGCAGAAUGGACGAAACAGCAAGCGAGAAAAGAGAGCGCAGGCUCAGGAAAAAAGAGGAAAAGGAGAGAAAGAAGCGAGAGAAAAUAGGUUGGGAUAAGGAGCUCAUGGGCUACACAAAUCAAGACAAUCCGUUUGGAGACGGCAAUUUGCUGGAUCCUUUCGUGUGGCAUAAGAAACGUGAGCAAGAUGGAUACGGACAUUUGGAUGCUGAGCUGCAGUCUGAGAAAGAUAAACAUAGGAUUCUGGAGAACAGACGUGAGCUGGAGAAGGUCAAGCAGCGACGCCAAGAGAGAGAACUGGAGCAGGCCGCGAGAGAGGAAGAGAUGCAAAUGAUGCAGCGUGAGAGAGAGGCGGAAAUGUUCAAGGAAUGGGAGGCACAGGAGGACACGUUUCACUUGGAGCAGGCCAAGCUUCGCUCUAAGAUCAGGAUGAGAGACGGCCGCUCGAAGCCCAUUGAUUUGCUGGCCAAGUAUGCUGACAGCAUGUGGGAGAUGUCUGAAGAAGCUCUGGAUGAAGUGGAUGUGAAUGAACCCUACACUGUCCUGAAUGGCCUGGCUGAGCAGGAUUUGGAAGAUCUGCUGGAGGACAUCAAAGUCUAUGUGGAGCUGGAGGAGGGCAAGAACCUAGACUUCUGGAAAGAUAUCACAACCAUAGUGGAGGAGGAAAUUCGCAAACUUCAUGAUGCCGCGAAGGAGGAGAAUCAGCGACAGGUUGUCAAUCGUUCGGUCAAGGGUGAUGUGUCUGCUGUAUUCCAGGGCAAGAGCUAUAAACAACUGAAUCUGCUGAAGCAACAGAUUGCACGCAAGAUUGGUGCCAAGGAAGGUGACAUCAGCUACUGGGAGCACUUGCACAAUCAGCUGAAUGCCGUAAUGGCCAAGGCACGCUUGCGUGAAAACCAUCAGAAAGUGCUGCAGAUGCGUCUGGAGCAGCUGCGCUCGCGUCAGUUGGAGGAGCUGUAUGUUGCCCCUAGUGACAUGGGCGCCGGUGAAGGAGAGGAUGAUGAUGGUGAAAAGAAAGAUGGCAGCACUGCGGCUGGUCGUCGACCUGCCACCGGAGAUCAAGCUGCUGAUGAUGACGAAGGUCUGGACUAUGACGCGGUAAUGUACAGUCCUAAAUUCGUGCCCGCGUCUGAAGCUGAAGCUAGCUUGAGCAUUGUUGAUGAGAUGGCAGACCAGCAGAUGAUUGCUGAAGCGCGCCAUGAGGUGGCUGCCAAUGCCAACAGCAGCAAGCAAGAAGAAGAGCACAUGCGCCACACCGCCAGCAGGGACAUGGAGCCAGGUGAAGCAACGUUCAACGUGCAGGUGCCUGUGGAGAAUACCAGCUUCCUAUGGCAGAGCAAGUAUAGGCCGAGAAAGCCGCGCUUCUUCAACCGUGUUCAUUGUGGAUUUGAGUGGAACAAGUACAAUCAGACCCAUUACGGACACGACAAUCCGCCGCCCAAGGUUGUGCACGGAUACAAGUUCAAUAUAUUUUAUCCGGAUCUGAUCGACAAGCGGAAGGCACCAGAGUACAAGGUUUUGCAGUCAGAGGAAGGCAAGGACUUCUGCGUCAUUCGCUUCCAUGCUGGACCUCCGUAUGAGGACAUAGCGUUCAAGAUUGUCAACCGUGAGUGGGAAUUCUCGCGGAAGCAUGGCUUCCGCUGCCAGUUCCGCAACGGUGUCUUUCAGCUUCAUUUUAGAUACCGCCGUCAGUUCUAUCGUCGUUGAGUUGCCGAUGAAACCAGCUGCUCUUUCUGCACCUAGCAUGUACUUGCAGCUGCUCUUUCUGCACCUAGCAUGUACUUGUAGCUGCAGCAUAAAAUCCAACUGCAAUAGCUAUGCAUAAAAUGACGCUUUUCUCGUCCUCCUUUCCCCUGUCCCCACUUCACUUCUUCUUCUUCUCCAUCCCCGUUUCAGUCAAUCUCAGCAGCUCCGUGCGAAUGCUGUGUGCAUGUGUGCAUGUAGAUAGUCACCAACGAAUGAAAUAACUAUUGAGAGCACCUUUUCCCAGGUUAUCAUGCCCAUUCCGAUCCUGUAUAUCUCCCUUGCUUUUACCUGCUUACACUCUCUUGUCAUUUUCUACCUCACAUAUCGUCACCGGUCACAAAGUCGUUGGCAUGAAACAUUUUCCUGGCUUUUUCUCAAUGUGUAUGAUGCAGUGUUGCUGGAUGACGGUAUGCAUACCAUGAGAACAUGUUAGUACUAUACUAGCAGAACAUGCA